AUGAAUGGCGGUUUCCCCUUCAAACGCUCUAAUUCAGGAAAAACUAAUGACAAAAAGGUUGUGUUCAAGAAUUUCAAGCAAAUUUUCAAUGCUGAAUCUCAGGUGAAUUACCCUGGCGAAGCUAUUCGAUACUACCAAAUUAAUGCUCCACCAAGCCUCCGGCCUGCGGUCAAAGUUUCCGAUUUGAGUGGCAUACCCACGGCCUACACAGAUCCCUCGACAAAAUUGCAUUAUGCAACAACUCAAGAGUUUUCCACAGUUCAGAAUCUUCCUCCAGAAUUGAUAAGUGGCUACCUGGCUCUUCGCGGCAUGUCAAACAACUGA
Molecule: messenger RNA, 324 nt
Organism: Echinostoma caproni
Lineage: Eukaryota; Metazoa; Platyhelminthes; Trematoda; Plagiorchiida; Echinostomatidae
Source: the annotation of a GenBank genome assembly